Rotaria sp. Silwood1 is the source of this 816-nucleotide messenger RNA. The record is from the annotation of a GenBank genome assembly. NCBI's taxonomy places the organism in Eukaryota, Metazoa, Rotifera, Eurotatoria, Philodinida, Philodinidae.
AUGUCGAUAGGAUCCGCAGCAUAUGAAUUGUAUCUGACCAUUACAUGGUUUGCAUGCGCAUAUAUUUCAUGGAUAUGUGAACAUGUGCUGGGAAUCAUCAAACGACAACAUCAAAAAGAAUCCGUCAAUGUGGAAGAUGUUAUUCAAUUAAUUCUGGAACGUCCAACUGGUAGUCGAAUCCGUAUUCUACGCAAUGAACGAAAGUCACCGUCAAAUUCAAUACGUCGUCCACCGUUAUUCUCACCAAAAUCGGCCGUUACGAACAGCGAAAGUACGCAUUUUAUAAGUCUAGGACGAGCAAACAAAAUACUUGCCAUCGAUACAUCCUCUAAAACUGUUACAUGUGAACCUGGGGUUACAAUGGAAGAACUAGUCGAUGCACUACUUCCAUACAAUUUAGUACCAGUUGUUGUUCCAGAAUUUAAAGCGUUGACGGUUGGUGGUGUGCUGGCAGGAGCAGGACUUGAAAGUUCAAGUUUUCGCUACGGGCAAUUUGGCGAUUCAUUGCUCGAAGCUACUUAUAUAUUAAGUGAUGGUCAAAUCAUAACUUGUAGUCCUACCAAACAUUCUGAUCUAUUCUAUGGAGCAUUGGGCGCAUGUGGCACAUUUGCACUUAUGAUUAGUGCCACACUCAGUCUUCUAGAUGCACAAUCAGAUUGUUUCGUACAAUAACAUUGUGCUAAAAGAUUCUUCUUUGCAGAAGUCGUACACUUACUUAAAAGUUGUGAAGGCGAUGAAGUAAUUGUUACUGUGAAUAUAAUUGGUUUUGUUGACGGAGAUGAAGAAUUUAUUGAAUCAAGAUUAGCACGAAACUAG